UUCAAUUCCCAACUGGGUUUGAUGAAUUUUCGUCAAGCCCUUUUGGGUUGUUAUGUCCUGUCCUACUAACUACUAAGGAUAUAUCAUCAUAUGAAAGCCUCACCUCGCUCUCUCUCCAAAUUUGACUUUGAAAUUGCACACAAUCCAAGUACUCUUUCAUUCUUUCUUUGCAUAUAUUAUUGGGGAACACAGCAGACAGCUGUUUCUACUUUCAGACGAGACUCUCAGUCGCACUCUUACACACACACUUCUACUUCUCUAAAGUCCUAAAAAUGCAAAACACAAACCAAGUUCAAGUCCAAGAGUAGUGAUUUUCGAAGCCUAUUAUGAUGGUACGGACACAACACCAACUCUCUUUGCAAACCAAAACCCACAUCAUCGGAUCAUUCUCCUCCUCCUCCUCCUCCUCCAAUGCUCAGGUACUCCACUCCUCUCCUGCUCUCUCCUCUCCACCCAAUCAGAUUCCUCCACGUGUCCCGUCCCCUUCACCGGAUCGAAUCCAAGCUAACCCGGCCCGAACUAACCGAUCGGAUCUCCCGCCUCCUCGUACUCCAACGACACGACGCCAUAUCCAACCUCUCCUUCGACUUCUCCGACGGACUCGUCGACUCCGUUCUCCGAAAACUCCGUUUAAACCCCAGCGCUUGUUUAGGGUUUUUCAAAUUGGCCUCUAAGCAAAAAACGUUCAGACUCAACGUUAAAUCUUAUUGUAAGAUUGUUCACAUUUUGUCUAGAGCUCGAAUGUACGAUGAAACGAGGUCGUAUUUGAAUGAAUUGGUUGGUUUUUGUAAGAAUAACUACACUGCGCUUUUUGUUUGGGACGAGCUCGUUAGGGUUUAUAGGGAAUUCACGUUUUCGCCGGUUGUUUUUGAUAUGGUUUUCAAAAUUUAUGCUGAGAAAGGUAUGAUAAAGAAUGCACUGCAUGUGUUUGAUAAUAUGCCUAAGUAUGGUUGCGUGCCGAGUUUGCGGUCUUGUAAUUGUUUGUUGAGUAGUUUGGUAAGGAAAGGCGAAAGUCACACUGCUGUAUUGGUUUAUGAUCAGAUGAUUAGGAUGGGGAUUGUGCCGGAUGUUUUCACGUGCACGAUAAUGGUGAAUGCUUAUUGUAAGGAGGGGAGAGCGAGUAGAGCUUUGGAGUUUUUGAAAGAAAUGGAGAGUUUGGGUUUUGAGACGAAUGUAGUGACGUACAAUUGUUUGAUUGAUGGGUAUGUUGGUGUUGGGGAUGUGGAAGGAGUGGAAAGGGUGUUGAGGUUGAUGUCUGAAAAGGGCAUUUCGAGGAAUGUUGUGACUUAUACAAUGUUGAUUAAGGGUUAUUGCAAGCAAGGUAAGAUGGAGGAAGCAGAGAAGAUGUUUCAAGAAAUGAAGGAAAGGUUGGUGGUAGUGGAUGAGCGUGCUUAUGGAGUGUUGGUAGAUGGGUAUUGUCGAGCUGGCAAAAUGGAUGAUGCCAUUAGGGUUCGGAAUGAGAUGUUGGAGAUAGGCUUGAAGAUCAAUAUAUUCAUUUGCAACUCAUUAAUCAAUGGGUAUUGUAAGCUUGGUCAGGUUCAUGAAGCAGAGGGAGUUUUAAUGCGUAUAGUGGAGUGGAACUUAAAGCCAGAUUCUUAUAGUUAUAAUACUCUCUUGGAUGGGUACUGUAGGGAAGGUCAUAUAAGCAAGGCUUUCAAGUUUUGUGACAAGAUGCUAUAUGAAGGAGUUGAACCAACUGUUGUAACUUACAAUACCCUUCUCAAGGUUCUAUGUCAUGCAGGUGCCUUUGAUGAUGCUCUACGCCUUUGGCAUUUAAUGCUGAAUAGAGGGGUGGAUCCAAACGACAUUGGCUAUUGUACUCUUCUUGAUGGACUGUUCAAGAUGGGGGAUUUUGACAGGGCUUUUGUGUUGUGGAAAGAUAUUUUAGCACGGGGAUUUACUAAGAGCAGGGUUGCUUACAAUACAAUGGUAAAUGGAUUAUGUAAAUUGGGGAAAUUAGUUGAAGCAGAGGAGAUUUUUGACAGGAUGAAAGAGCUAGGAUGUUCACCUGAUGGAAUAACAUAUCGAACCCUGGUUGAUGGAUAUUGUAAAGUUGGAAAAGUUGAAGAAGCUUUAAAACUUAAAGAGACAAUGGAAAGAGAAGCUAUUGUUUCUUCCAUUGAAAUGUAUAAUUCUCUUAUUUGUGGUGUUUUUAAGUGUAGGAAAUUAAGUAAAGCAAUGGAUCUUCUUGCUGAGAUGCAGACUAAAGGAUUAUCCCCAAAUGUUGUUACUUAUGGCAUCUUUAUCGCUGGUUGGUGCAAUGAAGGGAUGCUGGAUAAAGCCUUUAGUGCAUAUUUUGAGAUGAUUGAAAAGGGUUUUGCGCCCAAUGUAAUCAUUUGCAGCAAAAUUGUGAGCAGCCUGUAUAGGCUUUGUAGGAUUGAUGAAGCAAGUUUGCUUUUGCAGAAGAUGGUAGAUUUUAAUAUUGUUUCACAUGAAAGAUGUUUUAAUAAGUUUCUCAAGGAUGACGUUAGACAUCUAAACAUAUUGAAAAUUGCUAAUUCAUUUGAAGAAAGUGCAAAAAAAUUUUCUCUACCCAACAAAAUUGUGAACAAUAUAGCUAUUUUUGGGCUAUGCAAGUCUGGGAAGGUAGAUGAUGCAAGAAGAUUAUUGUCAGAACUGUUGCUUAGAGGCUUUGGUCCUGAUAAUUUUACUUAUUGUACCCUAAUUCAUGGCUGUUCAGCCACUGGCAAUGUGAAUGAAGCUUUCAACUUACGGGAUGAGAUGCUGAAGCAGGGUAUUGUUCCAAACAUUACUACAUACAAUGCUCUUAUUAAUUGCUUGUGUGAGUCAGGAAAUAUGGAUCGAGCACUGAGGCUUUUCUAUAAACUUCACCGUAAGGGGUUAACUCCUAAUGUAGUUACCUAUAAUAUUUUGAUUGAUCAGUACUGUAAAAUUGGUAAUACUAGUGAAGCCCUUAAAUUGAAAGAUAGAAUGGAAGAAGAAGGGGUUGUUCUAUCUAUUAUUACCUACUCUGCAUUGAUCAAUGGUUUUUGCAAGCUGGGAAAUAUGGAAGAAUCUACGAAGCUUUUGGAUCAAAUGAUAAAGGCUGGUGUGCACACAGACAUGAAGAAAUUCUCCAAGCUUCAUAAUAUGACUCAGAUGAGAUGUCCCUCUUCUGGUAUUGUUUCUCCUGAGCCAGCGAUUUUAGACGAUUGCUUAGAUGCUGAAGGAAUGCCUAAUUAUUACUACAUGUCUGAAGCUGUGAGUUGAUACACUCUGUGAACUAAGAACUUUUUGUGAGAAACAUUCUAUCAUUGAAAUGAUUUUGAGUUUGCUAUGGCGUUUUGUUCACAAGUGCACCCUUAUGCGUUAACAUGCAAAUUAUGGAGAUGUAGGUUGUAACCUCUAUAUUAAGGAGGGCUAUGUUCUAGUCUCUUAGAAACCCAGGACACAUUUAGUCAAAGUCAUCCCAAAGCAUAUGUUCCUCUGUAGUUUCUUUGUCAUUAAACUACAUAUCACUUCUUCAUUCCAGAAGUUGCGCUUCAUGAAGUAGUUCCUUGCAGGUCCUCUAUUUGGAACCAAGGUGAUCAUUAUUAUUGCAGACAAAUUGCUGAUGGGUCAAAAUCCAAACCAAUUAUUUCUAGGAGAAAUUCCUGUUAUCUAAUUCUUGCAUUCUGUCUCUAGUGCAAAGGUAUUGCAGACUAACAUGCUGGUCCUCUAUGUUGUUUAGAUUGUCUAGCAAUUUUCCUGCUCAAUGGCUCUUAGUUGCAUAAAUGGUUUCCUUAUAGUGAAAAAGAGAACAACAUAUGCUGAAUGUCUUAAACGUCAUAAGGUGGUGGUACAUGGAACCCAGGAAAUAUACAGAAAAUGGGAUGUAUUAUAUGUGCAGCUCCUUACUGAAGAUCUUGUCCAAAAUGAAGCUGGGGUUGCAUUUUUUUCUCCAUCAGGUUAUUGUUUUGUGCUUUGAGAAGCCCUCUCAAUAUAUCAUUAUUACUUGACUCAUCUUAUAGGCCAAGCCGGUGGGCGUUCCUUCAGCAGCCUUCCAUGAGGCAGGCCAUGCAAGAACGCCUUAUAUCCAUGGCUGCUACCACUGGCACAUUGCUUAGGAAAGGUGUUGAGGAGACCAAGGACAAGGUUGCUGUAGGAAAAACUAAAGUUGAAGAGGUAAGGUCAUCUUGUUUACAACAACCUAUAGUAGCCUUGAUUUCAAGUUAAGAUGAUAAGUGACACAUCUGAGAUGCAGAGUUUGUCUCAGGUGGCAAAGAAGACUGCACAAAGAAGUAAGACUAUCUUGAUGGACAUUGAACGAUGGCAGAAGGUAUAGAUUUUGAGGCAGCUAGUAGUUGUCAAUAUUUUGUUUUCUUUUCAGUUGAAUUACCUAUAACCCAUUUUCCUGUCCCAACCCAUUUAAGAAAUCCAUAUACUACAGGAUUUAAUUGGGUUAUAAAUGGGCACCUAUCAGGAGCCAUAUAGCACCUAACAAAAGCCUCAACUUACCUAUUCUGCUACCCAUUUGACUUCUUUGGAAUACUUCUUUCAUUAUCUUGAGAUGCCUAACUAACUUUUGCCCCAAAUCCAAUUAAUUUGGUGAUUUUUUUCCCAUUUUGAAAAAAGAUAUGCUUUGUUUGGUAGCUUAGAAAAUUUAAGGGGAAAUUGAGAUCAUUCAAACACCCCCUGGGUUGGGUUCUCAGACAAUUAGAUCUUGCUUUCUGCUCUGCCUUGAAUGGCCAUGAUCCAGCAUUCAUAGAAAGGAAAUUAGAAAUCCAUCAAGUGGAUGCAUCUUCCUGGAGUCUUUCUUAUUCCUUGAAAAAGGUCCUCCUGAGUUUUAUAACUGGUCGUGUAUAAUUGUGUUAACUGGUGGGUAGAGAUGUAUCCUAAUUAAAUGGAUUGGGUUGGGUAUAGGUAUCAACAGACUUAUUAUCACCUAUCCAAAAAAAAAGAAAAAAGAAGGAAAGUAUCAACAGACUUAUGAAAAUAAAUAAAUAGUUGUAAACUGCUAAAUGUGUGAUAAUGUACCGAAUCCAUCUAUGACUUCAAAUUUAUUGAAUUUAUUUAUUAAAAUGGUAUAAGCCAUAAGUUUGUUUCCCCCUAAUAAAUUGUAGGAUAAUGCAAAUAUAUUGUGCUAAUUGAAAAGUAAACUUUGUUUGCAUUGGUAAAGCGUUACUCUUCUGCCUCUUUUUUUUCUUUCCUUAAUUUUGUGGGUACAGAAGAGGGCGAAAGUGUUGAUGCAUCUUCUCUCAUUCCCUUGGAUGAUGGCGUGCCAACUGACUUUGGUGAUAUUUAAGUUGUUCAGUGCCUUAUAGAACAUCACAAUGCAAUUUUUACGGAUGCAAAUGUGACGACUUGGAGAUGACUUACAAUGACUCUCUACCUCAUCCAGCAGGGGAUUUAAUGAGUAGAAUAGUUUAGCCAACUAUUUCUCAAGGUUGAAAUCUUGACUGGUCACAAGGAUCAUUGCUCUGUAGUGGAUGUUACAUUCCUUGAUAAAGCUGAGACCAUUGCUGGAUUUGGGUCUAUAUGUUUAUAGUGAUCAGGGAGUACUGAAAGUUGGGUUUAAAUGAGUCUUGGUUUUGCCAAUAUUUGCGCCUUUGGAAAUGGAAGUGCACCAUGCAUAUAUUUUUAGAAGAUCAAUCAGUCAAAUACUUUACAAAUACAUAUCUUUUAGGUGUGAAAUUCUUGUGGUGUGAGUAGAGUUGGAAUGUUGAUUUAUAAGUGCAAGUAAUACAUUGUAGACACAAGUAAUUGUAUCUGAUUAUAGGAUUGAUUUAUGGUGAAUUGGCUUGUCUAUAUUCCCUUCUGUGUAAGAUGAACCUGAAUUCUUUUCAUGGGAUUU
Molecule: messenger RNA, 5773 nt
Organism: Quercus lobata
Lineage: Eukaryota; Viridiplantae; Streptophyta; Magnoliopsida; Fagales; Fagaceae
Product: putative pentatricopeptide repeat-containing protein At1g19290
Exons: 4
Coding region: 412-3210 (932 amino acids)
Molecular function (GO): protein binding
Source: RefSeq, a predicted model, not a curated record